Daldinia vernicosa is the source of this 1646-nucleotide messenger RNA. RefSeq lists its product as uncharacterized. The record is from RefSeq and is a predicted model, not a curated record. Lineage: Eukaryota; Fungi; Ascomycota; Sordariomycetes; Xylariales; Hypoxylaceae. The coding region runs from base 129 to 1193 and encodes 354 amino acids. The transcript is spliced from 2 exons.
GGUUACUUAAAGACCCUCGUCGAGCCGUGCCGCAUCUCACUCGCUUCAGGUUGUAGUAGUGUUUACGCAGCUUCAGCUUACUUUCGCUAUAAGUCUAAUCCGCUCUGCUGGCGACUAUCACAUCCAAAAUGAAGGCUGUUUACGCUGCGUUGGCCUUGGCCGCUUCGGUCAUAGCAGGCAAAGACUACGAGACCGUUGUUACAGCUACCACCUACGAGACAACUACUGUCUGCCCGAUCACCAACACAGUCACCUACGGAGGAUCGACCUACGAGGAGACUACCUACACGACCUCAACCGUAGUUGUCACCUCGUGCGCGGGAGGUAACUGCGGAGGCGAGGCUACCGUGACUGCUCCUGAUACCACCGUUGGCACCACCACUGCCGUCGAGGUUACUUACACGACCACGUGCCCUGUCACAGAGACAGUCACCGCUCCUGGAAAUACCUACGUUACAACGUAUACUACGACUAGUGUAGCUGUCACCUAUGUCGACACUACUUUCGUUGAGACAGUGACAGGACCCGGUGCCACGGAGACAACGGAGGACGUUGCUUACACAACUCUGACUGAGCUAUGCCCUGUUACUGAGACCAAGACUCUGGGGGGUGACACAGUCGUUGUUACAUGGACCUCGACCUCGACCGUCAAGACCGCAGUACCCACCACCGCUACCGCGUACACUUCCUACACCGUUACUGAGCACGUUUCUACCGAAGUCUUCGAGACUGUCACCUGCCCGGAGACAGUCCACACCACCGUCUCCGAGGGUAACACUAUCUACGUUACCGAGACUGGUACCGAGACGCUCUACACCACUAAGGAGUACACCGUCACGCAGACCCUCCCUGUCACCCAGACUAAGGAGAUUGAUGUGACCGUCACCUCCGAGGCCACCGCGGGCGAGACCGUCACCGCCAGCCCGACCGUCUGGAUUACUUACAGCGAUACCACCAUCGUCACCAAGUCCAAGUCCGCCACGACUGUGCCUUACCCUACCACAGUCUCCGUCCCCGCCUCCAGCAGCGCUGCUACCAGCGCAGCCGGCACUACCUACGUCCCCUCAGCCCCCGCUUCUUCUUCUUCUUCUUCCUCCACCGGUGUUCCCCAGGUCCCCUCCAGCGCCCUCGCGCCCCAGGCCACCCCUGUCGCUGCCGUCUUGGCUUUCGCCGGACUCGCAGUCCUGCUAUAAGCUUGGCCGCUUUGAAACACAGGCAACCAACUAAAGCAAGCUAAGCUGCUUUUCUUUAAAAGGAAAAAAAAGAAAGACAUCACGGAUACAGGAUAAAAGGGACGAGCAUAAACACGGCAGAUACCCCAUCACGGGCGGGCAGCAUUCAUUUUACGGAACAAGGCACGGAGGGGGAACUCGAUGGCGGCGGUACAUACAUAAUCCAUACCAAUCUUUUCCAACGAAAAAGACGAUUUUCGUUUUACGGGCCACGAUCAUGUCUAAUGUUUAGUAGUAUCUAUCUAUUGUCACGAUGGGCACUACGGGGGAUUAAUUUGGCGGGGCUAAUCGCCCCGUUGAUUACCUAUUUACAUGUAGUCUGUAGUUUUUUGAAAGACAUCUUCGUGUAUAUAGGUUUUUUAUGAAGUCUUGCUACCAAGGCACAUAUUAAUUUUAAGAAGUUAACUACCUAAC